CCCAUUGAUCGGAAAAAGCUGAAAUCUGGGAGUUGUACAGCAAAUCGAUCAACUGAGAGAGCAAAGAUGAAUUCAAUGGUGGCUUUGGGGAAGAAAUUCACGAGAAAUAUUCAAGAUAACAAACGUAGAUUGUUGUCUGCUAAGUAUGAAUUGAGGCGAAAGUUGUAUAAAGCUUUUGUUCAAGAUCCUCAACUUCCUCCUGAAAUGCGAGAAGCUCAUCAGUACAAGCUUGCCAAGUUGCCCAGAAAUAGUUCCUUUACGCGAAUCAGAAAUCGGUGCAUUUUUACUGGUCGACCUCGUGCAGUUUAUGAAAAGUUUCGAAUGUCUCGUAUUGUUUUUCGUGGUUUGGCUGCCCGUGGUGCUUUGCAGGGUGUAAAGAAAGCUUCUUGGUAGACAAUACAAUACCCAGGUAA
Molecule: messenger RNA, 413 nt
Organism: Solanum verrucosum
Lineage: Eukaryota; Viridiplantae; Streptophyta; Magnoliopsida; Solanales; Solanaceae
Product: ribosomal protein S14, mitochondrial
Exons: 1
Coding region: 67-393 (108 amino acids)
Biological process (GO): translation
Cellular component (GO): ribosome; small ribosomal subunit
Molecular function (GO): structural constituent of ribosome
Source: RefSeq, a predicted model, not a curated record